UUGUGCUUUGAUGCACGUGCGUGCUCCAAAAAUGUGUGUACAAUAAAUACAAAACUUAGUUUCAUUUUCUUCCAAUUGCAUUCAAUUCCAUUGUGUUGAGGAAAGCCAGCCACUGCUUAGUGAUGAGCUUCACUGAUAUAGAUAUUUUAACUUGGAUUUGUUCAAUGAAGUUGAUAAGAAUGUUCUGAUUUUUAAAGGAUUUCACUGGGUUCACUUCAGUGGCAUGCACCAAAGGCCAAAUUGUUCUUACUUUUUGUGGAUAACCACAUGAUUAUCAGAGUGAGCUUCAUGAUCGUAGCUUCAGUUGCUGCAAUGACGAUUUCGCGCUCAAAAACCAGUUUUUCUACAAGGAAAAAGGGUACGUUAAAAUGUUCAGAGCAAGAGUUUGAAGAGUGGGAAAAUAGCACUGUUAAGGUUAAUAAUAAAGUGAUACAGAAUGAAGAGAAGGAGAUUAACUUUGAAAUGCAAAAAAAUCUGCUAACAGGAGAAUUUAAGGACUUGGAGCUGCUAAUAGGUGGUGAGAAAAUGCACAAUCUUACAGUGAAGGAGAUAGUGCAGAAUUUGGUACCAAAUUACAAGCGGAGAGAAGCAAAGCUUGAAAGGAAGCUUCUUGAACUGAAUGGUCUAAGGGAAGAGCAAUCUGCCAUUGCUCAAAUGCAAAAACAGUUAGAGGAAAAGACAGAAAAAGUGUACUUUCUAGAAAAAACCAUUGCUUCCUUUCAGUUAGAUACUGAAAUUAUGCGAGAAAAAAUAAGAGAUGAUCGAAUGUCAAAAAAGCAGCUAGUUAUUGCAAAGAAAAUGAUAAAUGAGAUGCAAAGGAAAAAGGGUGAUGCAGGUCCUGUGAAGGAACAGAUAUUGGUGCUCCAACAGCAAGUGACAGAACUUCAGAAGUUUCAAAGUUCAGGGGGGAAUUCUUCAACAAAGAAGAAACUCAAAGAUGUUCAAGACAUUGAGGUGGAAGUUUUGGAACUUAAGAGGAGAAACAAAGAGCUUGAAUUGGAAAAAAGGGAGUCAAAAGUUAAGUUGGUUACUGCGCAAGCAAGAAUCAGAACAGAGGAGGAAACAAGGUCAAGAAUAGAAGAGGAAAUUGCUGGUUUACAAGAUGUGCAUGAAGAACUUUCAGAGCUUGUUGAAACAUUGCAGAGAAACAGAUUUGACAUGGUCGAGGAAGUUGUGUACCAAAGGUGGCUUAACACAUUGUUGAGGUAUGAAAUUCAGGAUAAUCAAAGAAAAAGUAGAAAGGCCUCGAGAAGAGAUUGCAGCAAGAAUUCAAGCAAAGAACUGUGUGAGAAAAAGCAUUCAUCAACAUCUGAUAUAAGCGACCUUGAGCUUGAAAGCGUCUCCUCCAAUGCCACAUUAGAUGAGAGUGAUGAAAUUGAAACUACCACCUUUGCAAGCUCUUCUAGCAGCAGCCAAAGUAGUAACAGUAGCAUGAAGAUGAAGGGAUGGAGAAAAACCAUACUGCAUUCUAAUACUGCAUCCAAAUUAUUGGAGAACCCAAUACAAGCAAAGAAGAAAAGAGUCUCUUUCAGUGAUUCAGUUAAACUAUGUACUCAUUCAGACAUUGCAGAGGUUGUUGAGAGUGCAGAAGAUGAGAAAGAAAAGAUCGUGGAGCUCGCUUCUAAUGUGGUGAACUCCACCAACAUUGAUUCCAUUGAAGAGAAUGAAGGUGCCAGGAAUAUAGUUGUUCAUUCUGAUGAACUGUAUUCAAGAAAUGAACCCAUUUCUAGCAUUGAUUUCAGGGGCAAAAUCAUAGUGGUGUAUCUGGUGACAUUUUUAUUCUUUACUCUGAUUUUGCUAGCGUGUGUCUGGAUCAGAUAAUGGUAUCCUUAAUUGUAUGAAACAGAAUUGAAUUUGUGGAUGGAACCCCAUGGUAAAACGUAUUUUCUCAGUAUUGUUACUCAUAAUUUGGAAGUUUUUU
Molecule: messenger RNA, 1921 nt
Organism: Vigna unguiculata (cowpea)
Lineage: Eukaryota; Viridiplantae; Streptophyta; Magnoliopsida; Fabales; Fabaceae
Product: protein CHUP1, chloroplastic-like
Biological process (GO): protein localization to cortical microtubule cytoskeleton
Cellular component (GO): cortical microtubule
Source: RefSeq, a predicted model, not a curated record